AAGCCAGUGGCCCUAGAAUAAGUUAAUUAUGAAUAAGAUAAACUGAUUUAAGCCCACUUUAAUUCUGAAUACUCACGGGUUUCAUGGGGUUUAAAUAAUCCACUUUCAAUUUACACCUUCAGUUAAUUUGGAUAUACUUUUCUGAGUGCCCUUGGACAGAUAAACCCUUAGAUCCAGUGGUGCACAUUGCGAUGGAGUUAUGACCUGGUGAUUUGAUGCAUGGGGACAUGGGGAUGAACUUGGAAGGAGACCCACAGCAGACUAAGCUGCUCCCGUGUGCCCUGGUGGAUCAGGCUGGAGGUGAUGUCCCAGGUGUGUAAGGCAGCCCUGGAGAGGAGCAUGGCUCACAUUCCUGCCACACUCAGGCUCGCUGGGGCAUUUGGCCUCCGUUCAGGCAAAAUGUUCAUCGGGGGACUGAGCUGGCAAACCACGCAAGAGGGCUUGCGGGAAUACUUCAGCCAGUUCGGGGAGGUGAAGGAGUGUCUGGUGAUGCGGGACCCGCUGACAAAGAGAUCCAGGGGCUUCGGGUUUGUCACAUUCAUGGACCAGGCCGGUGUGGACAAGGUUUUGGCCCAAUCCAGACAUGAACUGGACUCCAAGACGAUCGACCCAAAAGUAGCAUUCCCCCGCCGAGCACAGCCCAAGAUGGUAACGCGGACGAAGAAGAUAUUUGUGGGGGGUCUCUCUGUGAACACUACCAUGGAGGAUGUGAAACAGUAUUUUGAGCAGUUUGGGAAGGUGGAUGAUGCUAUGCUGAUGUUUGACAAGACAACCAACCGACACCGAGGGUUUGGAUUCGUCACAUUUGAGAGUGAAGAUAUUGUGGAGAAGGUGUGUGAGAUCCACUUCCAUGAGAUCAAUAACAAAAUGGUGGAAUGUAAAAAAGCUCAGCCAAAGGAAGUGAUGUCCCCCACUGGCUCUGCGAGAGGGCGGUCCCGAGUGAUGCCUUAUGGGAUGGAUGCCUUCAUGCUUGGGAUUGGCAUGCUGGGUUAUCCAGGUUUCCAAGCUGCCACUUAUGCCAGUCGGAGUUACACGGGCCUUGCGCCUGGCUACACUUAUCAGUUUCCUGAAUUCCGUGUAGAGCGGACCCCUCUCCCGAGUGCCCCCGUCCUCCCCGAGCUCACAGCAAUUCCCCUUACUGCAUAUGGACCGAUGGCGGCAGCAGCGGCGGCAGCAGCUGUAGUGCGAGGGACAGUUUUGCUUCCUCCCUUAGGUUCUACUCCGAGCCGCACUGGUGGGUUUCUGGGCACUACCAGUCCUGGGCCAAUGGCAGAGCUUUACGGAGCAGCCAAUCAGGAUUCAGGGGUCAGCAGUUACAUCAGUGCUGCGAGUCCAGCUCCAAGUACUGGCUUUGGUCACAGCCUAGGGGGUCCCUUGAUUGCAACGGCUUUUACCAAUGGGUACCACUGAAGCUAGCGACCAAGGAGGCAGGAGAUUCCCCAGUGACCUAACCAAGGACAGCGGGCUGGAGGAUCUGGUGAGCCUUGGGGGAUGAGCCAAGGUUUCCUUUUUAUUGAAUAAAACUGCACACUGCCGGCUGGUUGCCAGGCUCCUGCUGACCUGCCCUGAUCUCUCCCAUUGAACAGACCACACUGGACUGAACCCAAGGAGAUCAUCUCGCUUUCUUACUAACCACCGAUGGUUUACGCUUCUCCCUUCCCCAACCCACCGAUUCUUCUUUAUUUAUUUUAUUAGCUGGUAGUUUUAUUUUUUAUUUUAUUUUUUUAUCUUUAUUUUUUUUGGGGGGGGUGACCCUCUUUUUCAUUGUUUGCUCUUUCCUGAGCUAGUAGACAUAUUUUAUGAAUUGGCUUUGUGAUCGUGUUAGGUAGUUUUUAAUGAGGAGUAUUUUUAUUUGGCUUUGAAAUUGUUUUGAAUCUUUUCAACUCUGUUGUUGUCAACAUUUUUAAAGGACAGUAUGUGAUGUGAAUGCAGUUCUGAAGGGAAGAGAGACGCAGAGAGAGAGAGAGAGAACACUGAGCAGAACUGACGCAUUUCUAUUUUUUUUUAAAGAAACUGUUUUUAAUUGUUUCUGUUUUGUAAAUGUGAGGUUUUGAAAUGUGUGAAGCUCCAAGGAUCUGAAAAGGUGGGACAUCGCUACGGAACAAAACAAAAUGUAUAUUUUGCUAAGUAAAAACACUAUCCUUACAGCUGAAAGUA
This is a messenger RNA of Mauremys reevesii (Reeves's turtle), 2157 nucleotides long. RefSeq names its product musashi RNA binding protein 1 (gene MSI1). Gene Ontology annotation, molecular function: RNA binding. NCBI's taxonomy places the organism in Eukaryota, Metazoa, Chordata, Testudines, Geoemydidae. Gene Ontology annotation, cellular component: cytoplasm. The record is from RefSeq and is a predicted model, not a curated record. Bases 304 to 1410 code for a protein of 368 amino acids. The transcript is spliced from 17 exons.